Molecule: messenger RNA, 3594 nt
Organism: Kwoniella botswanensis
Lineage: Eukaryota; Fungi; Basidiomycota; Tremellomycetes; Tremellales; Cryptococcaceae
Exons: 12
Coding region: 1-3594 (1197 amino acids)
Biological process (GO): positive regulation of TORC1 signaling; positive regulation of macroautophagy
Cellular component (GO): GATOR2 complex; vacuolar membrane; cytosol
Molecular function (GO): protein binding
Source: RefSeq, a predicted model, not a curated record
AUGAACCGACUUACCAACGCUUUCUCUUCAGCCAUCCCCAGCUCAGGCUCCGAUGGUUCUUCUAUGCAUCUUCGAGAACGAACCGGAGACUCUCCUCGGGUCUCUUCUCCUUUAGACCCAUCAUUCAACAUCCCUUCUCAUCCUCAUUUACCAUCUCAUUACGAACGAAGGCACAUCGUCCAAAGUCUCAUAUACGAUGAUCCACGAACCAUCUAUCAUCCCAUUUCCUCUUCACCCAGCGCAAGAGGGAACUUUACAAAUAAUUUGGGCUUGUUGACUGCUGGAAUUAUUCGGCCGGGUAGACCUGGAUUAUUAAGGCAUUUGACGGAUGAUGGAUCAGGUAGAUUGAGUGGAAGUCAGGCGCCGACGCCUAGGGUUCGAAGUCAAAGUAGGAGUAGAGAGCGAGACAGGGGUAUAAGAGUCAAUCUCAUGAGUACAGCGUCACUGAAUGGGAAGAGGGGGUGGGGGAUGAAUAGCGCUACGAAGACUACCAGGUUGAACGCUAUGGCUCAAGGACCGGAGGGGACGUAUGCGAUAGGUGGUGGUCAAUAUCUACGAGUGAUGAAGAUACAUGAUCCAUCAUCAGGUUCGACAACACCUAUAUUCGCAUCUGAUGAAACGAAAGAUCGGCACACGCUGGCAAAGGGAAACGGCGGAGUAACGAUAUCUGAGGUAGUGAAUUUAUGGAAACCUAAUUGGCCUGUUGGGAAAGGAGUGAAUGGUAUGGAUUGGGGCGUGGGAGCCUUCGACACGAAGAUCGCUACUGCUACACCAAGCGGAAAUCUCCUGCUAUUCGACGUAGAGAAAGGCAGAUUAGACAAGGACAUCUCAAGUGGUACUUUCAGACCUAUGAAUUGCGUCCGACUAUGUCCUUCUGCAAGUCACGGUCAUCUAGCUCUGACGGGAGGUACGGAAGGUGGUGUCCGCUUCUGGGAUUUACGAGAAAGAGAUCCUUCGAAUCGGAAAGCCCUUAAACACUCAUCAGCUAUUAUCUCCCUGACUUUCUGUCCGACAGAUGCGUAUCAAUUCGUUGCGGGACUAGAUGAUGGAUCGAUACGGAGAUAUGACUUCAGGUCGCCUUCAAGAAGUACUGGAAAAGCUUUUGGUGCUCAUGGCAGUAAGAGCGUGCUGGAUCUGAAGUGGAAGGAGGGUGAUGAAGAAAGUAGCGAUGGCCAUAAAGGUGGGGGAUGGCUGGCUAGUGCAGGAGCGGACAAGAUAGUUCAGAUAUGGGAUAUGGGUCAACAAUGGGAUAAACCUCCUUCACCUGUACAUUCACUUCAUACCGCUUAUCCAGUACGACGAGUGGCUUGGCGUCCUGAUCACCCCACUGAGCUUGUCGUUGUUCCCCUCAUCCAAGCUGUAACUUCGGCCGACCCUACCUUAUCACCCAAUCCGAGCUCGGUCACACUUUCUUCCGACGGUGAUAGCGCCAGUCACGCAGGGUUAGACGAAGAUGCUCAUCUGGAAAUAUGGCAUGUCAGACGUCACUACAUUGCUAAAUAUGCUAUCCCAACGCAAGAUGGAGGAGCAGUCGAUGUGGCAUGGGCUAACGGCGAUGGCAAUUUGGUGGCAUGUUUCCAGAAUGGCGGUUUCGCUCAGAUGGAACUCAGAGGUCCAUCGGGUAGGGGAAGUCUACCACUUCCUUUGGACCAGGUGCCUAGACAGCUGGUGGGAUGGAGUCCGAGAGGUGAGAUGGUAUAUGCUGUUGACCGGUUCAAACUGGGAGAAAUACCCUUCGAUGACGUCAAAUCGGAAUAUGUGAAUCAUUGGGACAAACUUGGUCGACCUACACCAUCAAUAUCUGACCCAGCUUACGAACCCCUUCAAACUCUUGGUUUCCUACCUUUGCCAGAUACGGACGAAGUUGAGUUUGCGUAUCUAGCAAAUUGGUAUAAACUGGAAGGCGAUACACCUGAGAACCUCUGCCAGUGGAAUGGUAAUGUGGCUUUGUCAUGUGGUCGAGAGGAUGAUGCCAGAUUAUGGGCAUUCUUGAAAACUUUGCUCGAAGAAUUUGAUCCCUCACCGAGAUUACAGGUUGAAGCUGGAUUCAAGGAAGAUGUAUUUAGCGGAACGAUUGAUGGUACCGCUCGAUUAUCAACUCCACCUACAUCAACUCCGACACACGGCUCGCCCAAUCACAACGUCCCUUAUCCAUCACCUACUGCAAUACCUCUCACUCGUUUGGGUGCAUGUUUCCUAGACGAAGAUGAGGAAGCCCUUUCUGAACCUUCUGAAUCAUCGUCUUCUACCAAAGAUUCAUACUCCGAUUCCGAAUCAGAAGAAGAAUCUCAUCAUCCGAAAUCGAGGUUUCUCGCAUUCUCUCCGCCUGAUUCGAUCACACGUAGAUUGAGUGAUGCGUUGAGUGGUGGAAGUACAAGUAGAAGGGAAUCGAACGCUACUGUCAUCAUGCCUAAUAGCAGAUCGGUGUCAGCGUCGGUCUCGAAUGCUAUCUCAGCUAUGAAAAUGACCAAAGGAGGGACGACUGGAACAUCUAGAUCUUCUUCUGGAUCACCUCCAGCUGAGAAGGAGAAAGAGAAUAGUACGAUGAGGACCUCGACAAGUAAGAAAAGUAGUUCAUCCAAGAUGACUUCAAGUAGGAUAAUGGCAAUGUCAGAUUAUCCCGAUCCAUAUGGUAUACAAGGUGAAUUCAAUUUUUCAGGAUCAACUACGACAGCUACUAUCUCACGAACUAGUCCUACACCCAUCAACAACAAUAAUACGAGUAACAAUCUGGAUGGUAUUAUUGGAGGUAAGUCCCUGAGAAGUAGUCCAUUACCUUUUCCAUCUUUACGGAAAGGUGUGGGUACACCUGAAGGUCCGCUCAGUAGGCGGAAUUCAGCUCAACAACAGCAGCAAGUGCAAGUUCAGGGAGUUGGUAUGAUCAAAGUACCUACAGCUACUGCGCUUAGAGGUGAAGUAGAUAGGUUUGAUAAGAAUGAUUGGUUCACGUAUCAGAAAAGAAGAGUCGAUGCGCUACAUGAGUGGUGGGAAGGGUGUAUUGACGAUGGAGAGAUGCAACUUGCUACGCACAUUGCAAUUGUAGGAUCCAAAGUCGGUGAAUUUCCUUCCAGGCAAGUUGAAGGUCUCGUACAUGCCUAUGUCGAUAUGCUCGAACGACUUCGACUGCCUAUACCAGCAUCGUACAUCCGGCUAUACUCCCACAUCCCCUCGCUGCAGAUAGCAGCGAUAAACGAAGGUAUAACUCAUAAAUUACAUUGUGGACGAUGUGGGAAAUCCACAGGUGAAUUGGAUGAUAUAGGCGUAGAAGGGAAGAAAUUCUGGUGGUGUAAGAAAUGUAAAAUGGGUGCUAAAGUUUGUUCGAUCUGUCGAAAGGUUGUCAAAGGUUUGUAUCUAGGUUGUAAGAAAUGCGGUCAUGGUGGACAUGGGAAUUGUAUGAGGGUAUAUCAUAACCAAGCACCGCUGUUACCUCUCCAUCCAAUCACCGAUCACGUAUCAGAUGGUAAUGCAAGUUUGGCUCGUACUUCCACAGGCACGCUAAGUACGACUGAACAUGGUGAGAUCGAACAGGACAUUCCAAUAGGUGGAUGGAGUGUUUGUCCAACGGGAUGUGGAUGUAGGUGCAGAAGGGUAUAA